Colletotrichum truncatum is the source of this 477-nucleotide messenger RNA. The record is from RefSeq and is a predicted model, not a curated record. NCBI's taxonomy places the organism in Eukaryota, Fungi, Ascomycota, Sordariomycetes, Glomerellales, Glomerellaceae.
AUGGUCAUGAAGUCAAAGGGGGGUGACUUGAAGGCUGAAAAGUUGAGCGUGGCCGCUUUCCUUCCAACGGGUGCCGACGACGAGGAUGUAACCAGACUAGGAUACGGAAGAAAACACAAAACACCGAGAAACAUUACGCCGAGCACUAGAAACCCAGCCGCUCUCAUGGCCCACUGCCAGCCUAACUUUGGAAGGAGCGAUCUAAACAUCAUUGAUAAUGUAACUCCUCCGAAAGAAGAGCCCGACAAUGCAAUGCCCAUUGCUAGUCCUCGUCGACGGUUGAAAAGCUUCCCAAUGACGGCAAGUGCGACAGUUGAUGAAAGAGCACCACCAAUUCCGCCUAGGACACCUAAGCAGAGAAUGAAGUGCCAGUACUCUUUGCAUUCUCCCAGGAGGAAGAACACCGGGACCAUUGUUGCCGCGGAGAUUGGCGCCAAAAGUUUCGUGCCGUACGCAUCCAUCAGAGGCCCGGCUUGA